Molecule: messenger RNA, 759 nt
Organism: Oncorhynchus nerka (sockeye salmon)
Lineage: Eukaryota; Metazoa; Chordata; Actinopteri; Salmoniformes; Salmonidae
Product: circumsporozoite protein-like
Exons: 3
Coding region: 1-759 (252 amino acids)
Source: RefSeq, a predicted model, not a curated record
AUGGUUCAGAACGAAGCCAACUUCAGCAUGAGCUUUGGUUGCGAAUGGUUUCUAAUAGAGACAUCCAUCAACCCCCACAUCAACCCCCACAUCAACCCCCACAUCAACCCCCACAUCAACACCCACAUCAACCCCCACAUCAACCCCCACAUCAACCCCCACAUCAACACCCACAUCAACCCCCACAUCAACCCCCACAUCAACACCCACAUCAACCCCCACAUCAACCCCCACAUCAACCCCCACAUCAACACCCACAUCAACCCCCACAUCAACCCCCACAUCCAGCCCCACAUCAACCCCCACGUCCUGCCCCACAUCAACCCCCAUGUCCAGCCCCACAUCCAGCCCCACUUCCAGCCCCACAUCCUGCCCCGUAUCCAGCCCCACAUCCAGCCCUACGUCCAGCCCCACGUCCAGCCCCACGUCCAGCCCCACGUCCAGCCUCAUGUCCAGCCCCACAUCCAGCCCCACAUCCUGCCCCAUCCCCGCAUCCAGCCCCACAUCCAGCCCCACAUCCUGCCCCACGUCCAGCCUCAUGUCCAGCCCCACAUCCUGCCCCAUGUCCAGCCCCACUUCCAGCCCCACAUCCUGCCCCGCAUCCAGCCCCGCAUCCAGCCCCACAUCCAGCCCCAUGUCCAGCCCCACUUCCAGCCCCACAUCCAGCCCCUAUCCUGCCCCACGUCCAGCCCCACGUCCAGCCUCAUGUCCAGCCCCACAUCCUGCCCCAUGUCCAGCCCCACCCAUACAUGUUGCUGA